Messenger RNA from Propithecus coquereli (Coquerel's sifaka), 1986 nucleotides. It is a transcript of the gene SHCBP1L, whose product is annotated as SHC SH2-domain binding protein 1-like. Lineage: Eukaryota; Metazoa; Chordata; Mammalia; Primates; Indriidae. Gene Ontology annotation, cellular component: meiotic spindle. The record is from RefSeq and is a predicted model, not a curated record. Gene Ontology annotation, biological process: male meiosis cytokinesis; spermatogenesis. The transcript is spliced from 10 exons. Bases 1 to 1878 code for a protein of 625 amino acids.
AUGGCGUCGGGGUCCAGGGCUACCGUACCUGCAGACGCAGUCCGAGCCGUCAGCCCCGGCAGGGGGGGCGAGAAGGUUGUCUACGCGUACCCCGGGGACACGGUGGCGGCGGCGGCCCUGAAGAGCGCGGCGUCGCGGGUGCGCUCCGUGGUGGCCUCCCCGCGCUCGGUGAAGGCGAAGGCGGCCCGGCGGCGGCUCCAGCUCCUGCGGGACUCUGAGGCUGAGGGUCCGGGGGAGGCGGCCGCGCAGGAGGAAGGGGAGCCCCUUCUCCCAGUGCCUGAGGAGGAGGAAGCGCAGCCGCUGCCCCCCGUCUGCGUGUCCCCCAUGAGGGGCAUGUGGCGGGACGAGAAGGUGGCGCUGUAUUGCGACGUGGUGCUGCAGGGCUGUAAGGCAGAAGAUGCUGAUGAGGCUAUGAGUAAAUACCUAUCAGAAAAAUUAAAGUCGAAAGACAAAUGGUUUGGAGUCUGGAAGACUAAUCCUGAAUUAUUCUUUGUGAAAUAUGAUGAAGCUUCUAUACCUUUUGUUGGUAUACUGGUUGAGGUAACUUGUGAACCAAGCCAAAACUCAUCAUCCUGUUUCAAAGUUACUGUUUCUGUUGCUGAGCCCUUUUCUUCUAACAUUGCAAAUAUUCCAAGAGAUUUGGUUGAUGAGAUAUUAGAGGAACUGGAGCACAGUGUGCCUCUCUUGGAAGUGUAUCCUGUUGAGGGACAAGAUGCUGAUAUACGUGAUAUUGCUCUGGCCUUGGAAACUGUAAGGUUUUUUUAUGACUUUCUUUGGAGAGACUGGGAUGAUGAAGAGAGUUGUGAGAAUUAUACUGCUCUUAUUGAAGAAAGAAUUAAUUUGUGGUGUGAAAUACAGGAUGGAACAAUACCUGGUCCUAUUGCACAACGUUUUAAAAAAACUUUGGAGAAGUAUAAAAGCAAGCGUGUCGAGCUCAUUGAGUAUCAGAGCAAUAUUAAAGAAGAUCCAUCUGCAGCAGAGGCUGUUGAAUGCUGGAAAAAAUACUACGAAAUAGUAAUGCUCUGUGGAUUGCUGAAAAUGUGGGAAGAUUUACGCCUCCGAGUUCAUGGACCUUUCUUUCCAAGAAUUCUGAGGCGUAGGAAAGGAAAAAGAGACUUUGGAAAGACCAUAACACAUAUUGUAGCAAAAGUGAUGACUACUGAAAUGGUAAGAAAUAUACUCUAUUCUUAUUUUCUGUCUCCAAAGUAUUUAGAGUAUGUAGUAUGUAAUACCAGCACAAAUGAAUUUACAGGCGUUGGAAAGAGAGAGGAAAUUUUGAUCACUUCUGAACCUUCUCAUGACAGUUUUGUGGUGUCCAAAGCUGCCAACGUGAAACUAAUGCAUCUGUCUCUGAUACAACAAGGGACGGUUGACGGAAUCGUGGUGGUGGAAUCUGGCCACAUGACUCUAGAAAACUGCGUAUUAAAAUGUGAAGGAACAGGAGUGUGUGUUCUUACGGGGGCCGCUUUGACAAUUACGGACAGUGAAAUAACUGGUGCCCAGGGUGCUGGUGUUGAACUGUAUCCUGGGAGCAUAGCCAUUUUGGAAAGAAAUGAAAUUCAUCACUGUAAUAACCUGAGAACUAGUGACAGUUCAAAAAGCACCUUAGGUGGAGUUAAUAUGAAGGUUCUUCCAGCUCCCAAAUUGAAGAUGACUAAUAAUCAUAUUUACAACAACAACGGCUAUGGAGUAAGCAUUCUUCAACCAACUGAACAGUUUUUUAUUGUAGCAGAAGAAGCUGUGAACAAAGGAGCUGCUUCAGGAGAUAAAAAAGAUGAUAAAACGCUCUCCAAAGUAAUGCAAAAUCUGAAUCUGGAAAUGAAUAAUAAUAAGAUAGAAGCAAAUUUAAAGGGGGAUAUCAGAAUAGUCACAAGUUAAAGCAUUCGAUUAAAGUUUUAUAUUUCAGAAAUUCGUUUAAUAAAUACUUCUCAUAUCCCACUGAAAUGGUAGUUUAUAUUAAAUUGAAAGCUUAUUUAAUUAAAACAU